AUGGCUGAAAUUACAGCUAAGUCUGACGUGAUUAAAACAUGGUUGACUGCACUCGGGGAUAAGGAUGAUGUGAUCAGAAGAUAUGCAGCUCAAGCUCUCGGUAGAAUGGGUGAAAGUGCAGCUAAUUCUGAAGCGAUCGAAGCAUUAUUGACUGCACUUGGCGAUAUAAAUAGUGGUGAAGCACCAAAACAUAAAAGUAAAACAAAUGAACGGUUUGAACGACGUCUUUUAAAUCUUUUAUUGCAUCCACAUGAUGAUAUUCUUAUGCAACUAAAUAAUAUUGCACAUAAUAUUUGCUUAUAA
This is a messenger RNA of Didymodactylos carnosus, 303 nucleotides long. The record is from the annotation of a GenBank genome assembly. NCBI's taxonomy places the organism in Eukaryota, Metazoa, Rotifera, Eurotatoria, Philodinida, Philodinidae.